AUGGGCUGGUUUGGAUUGAAAGGCGGGUGGCUCACCUUCUGGGUAACCGUCGCCUGCGCGACAGACAUGACACUCUUUGGCUACGACCAAGGCGUCUUCGGCGGCGUCAUCGUGACCGACGACUUCCUCCAAACAAUGGGCAUCGUCGGCAACGACACGCUGCAAUCCACCGUCACCGCAAUCUACGACAUUGGCUGCUUCCUCGGCGCAAUCUCCACGAUCUGGUUCGGCGAGCGCCUCGGCCGCAAGAACACCAUCCUCGUCGGCACCACAAUCAUGUCCAUCGGCGCCAUCCUGCAGACCGCCGCCUUUGGCCUCCCGCAAAUGUUUGUCGGCCGCGUGGUGGCGGGCAUCGGGAACGGCAUCAACACCAGCACGGCCCCCGUGUGGCAGGGCGAGACGAGCAAGGCUAGCUGGAGGGGCAAGCUGAUUGUCAUUGAGAUGAUUAUGAACAUUUUCGGCUUCUCCUUGAGCAACUGGGUCACCUUUGGCUUCUCAUACCUCACCGGUUCCAUCUCGUGGCGUGUUCCCCUCGCCUUCCAAUUCUUCUUCAUCUUUAUCCUCUACGGCACGGUCCCCUGGUUGCCAGAGUCACCUCGCUGGCUCAUGGCCCAAGGCCGCGUCCCCGAGGCCGAACAGAUUCUCGCCGACCUGGAAGACAUGCCCGUCGACGACGCCUACAUCCAGACCCAGUCCAAGGACAUCCAGUGGGCCAUUAACUACGAGAGAGAGAAUACUAUCCCCUGGUCAGACCUCCUCCGGGGACGUACCGGCGAGUCGUCUGGAACCUCUACUAUACGGCGUAUAGUCCUUGGAUGCGGGACGCAAGCCAUGCAACAAUUUAGCGGGAUUAACGUCACGAGCUACUACUUGCCCCUCGUUCUCAUCAACUCUGUUGGACUGGAUAAUAAGCUCGCGAGGUUGCUGGCGGCGUGCAACUCUGUCAGUUACUUCUUGUUCAGCUUGAUUGGUAUCCCAAACGUGGAGAGGUGGGGAAGACGGAAGAUGAUGAUGUACGGCGCGUUUGGCCAGUUCGUCUGCUACGCCGUCAUCACAAUUUGCAUCCGCUACAAUGAGAUGCCGGGCCUCGCCCCGGAGACGCAGUCCCAGUGGGCAAAGGCCUCUAUCGCCUUCUUCUUCUUGUACUAUGUCUUCUUUGGAAUUUGCUGGCAAGGUGUCCCAUGGCUAUACCCCACCGAGAUCAACAGCUUGUCUAUGCGCACAAAGGGUGCCGCCCUCGGUACCGCAACGAACUGGAUCGUCAACUUCAUGGUUGUCGAAAUCACACCCCCUGGAAUCUCCGCCCUCGGCUGGCAAUUCUACAUCAUCUGGACAGUCUUCAACUUUGCCUUUGUCCCCAUCGUCUACCUCUUUUACCCCGAGACGGCCGACCGCUCCCUCGAGGACGUGGACCGCUUCUUCGCCGACAACCACGACGUAUUCGUCUUCCGCGACAAGGACGCCACGUCGUCCAAGCGCCCGCUCAAGUACGUCGCGCAAGAGGAAGAGGCGAUUAUGAAGCGCAACAGCCGCGGCGGCGUGUCUGGCGGCGAGGCGGAGGAUAUGUUGAGGAGGCGGGGCGCCGCGGAGAAGAUGAAGAAGGGGAGCGAGGAUGAGGAGAUGGCCUUUGGGGAGCAUAAGGAGAGGACUUAG
This is a messenger RNA of Colletotrichum orchidophilum, 1653 nucleotides long. RefSeq lists its product as uncharacterized. Gene Ontology annotation, biological process: carbohydrate transport; transmembrane transport. Gene Ontology annotation, molecular function: carbohydrate:proton symporter activity. Bases 1 to 1653 code for a protein of 550 amino acids. The record is from RefSeq and is a predicted model, not a curated record. Gene Ontology annotation, cellular component: membrane. The transcript is spliced from 7 exons. NCBI's taxonomy places the organism in Eukaryota, Fungi, Ascomycota, Sordariomycetes, Glomerellales, Glomerellaceae.